AUGGGCUGGUGUCAAGGCAAGGCUUCCUGGCUACUCUUGUUAGCUGGGUUGGUGCUAACAGGAAUAGCUUUGGAGUAUGAAGGGGUUCCUGGUCAGUGGACACGCUACGGCCAGUGGGAUGCCAAGACAACAGGAGAGCUCAGCUUUAUUCUGAAAAGCAACGCCAGCAAAGCCCUGGUGCUCUACCUGGAUGACGGAGGGAACUGCGACUUCCUGGAGCUCCUCAUCGCAGACGGGAGGCUCCAGGUGCGCUUCACCAUCCACUGUGCCGAGCCAGCCUCCCUGCACACAGAGACACGCAUCAACGACCAGCGGUGGCACCGAGUCCUCCUCUCUCGCAAUUUCAGAGAGACAAAGCUGGUGGUGGACAACGAGGAGAAAGUGUCCGAGGUGAAGUCCAAGAGGAAAGAGAUGGUUGUGGCCAGCGACCUCUACGUGGGCGGGAUUCCACCUGACGUCCGUCUAUCUGCCCUGACGUCAAGCACGGUUAAAUAUGAGCCGCCGUUCCAGGGCCUCAUAGUCAAUUUGAAACUGGGGGAGGCGCUUCCACUGCUGCUGGACGGCCAAGCUGUUGUCAGUGAUUUUGAGUACAUAUGUGCCGCACACUCUCCCUGCAGCAACGGCGUGUGCUCCGUCAGCCAAGGAGAGGUCCUCUGUGACUGCAUCAAUACCAGCAGCAGGGGACGGUACUGCCAUGAAGCAGCUGUCCAGAAAGAAGUGGAAGGUCUGGCGCACCUGAUGUUAAACCGCCAAGUUUUUCGCCAAGGACAGGAGGAGUCAGUCGCUACGUUCAAAGGCAAUGAGUUCUUCAGCUACAACCUGUCCCAGACCCCCAUUCAGAGCAGUUCGGACGAGAUCACGCUGUCCUUCCGCACCCUCCAGAGGAACGGCCUGCUGCUUCACACGGGGAAAUCCGCUGACUAUGUCGACCUGUCCCUGAGGAACGGAGCUCUGUGGCUGGUCAUCAAUCUGGGCUCCGGUGCUUUUGAGGCCCUGGUGGAACCUGCCAGUGGGAAGUUUAAUGACAACGUCUGGCAUGAUGUUCGAGUCACACGCAACCUCCGCCAGGUGACGAUCUUGGUGGACGGCAUUCUCACCACCACGGGCUACACCCAGGACGACUACACCAUGCUGGGCUCCGAUGAUCUCUUCUACAUAGGGGGCAGCCUAAACACAGCUGAUCUGCCAGGCUCCCCAGUCAGCAACAACUUCAUGGGCUGUCUGAAAGAUGUGGUCUACAAGAACGAUGAGUUUAGGCUGGAACUGUCACGGCUGGCGGAACAGCAAGACUCCAGGAUCAGUAUCCAUGGUGACCUGAUAUUCAGCUGCGAGAACGUUGAGGCCCUGGAGCCGGUCACCUUCGACACGCCGUCUGCCUACUUGACAUUGCCCAGGUGGAACACGAAGAAGACGGGCGCCAUAUCUUUCGACUUCCGCACCACAGAGCCCAGCGGCCUGCUGUUGUUCAGUCACGGCAGCCUGCAGGGAACGCAGCCCGACAAGAAGCCCAGGGCCGACUUCUUCGCCAUAGAGCUGCUGGAUGGAUUGCUCUACCUGGUCAUGGAUAUGGGCUCUGGCAGCAUCAAGAUGAAAGCCAGUAACGUGAGGCUCAGUGGUGGCGAGUGGUGCCAUGUGGAGUUCCACAGGAAAGGGCGCAACGGCUUCAUCUCUGUGAACAGCCAGAGCAUCCCCUUCUCCACUAAUGAAGGCAGCGAGAUCCUCGACCUAGAUGGGGACAUGUAUCUUGGAGGAUUACCUGAGGACCGCCAAGCUCUCAUGCUGCCCCCUGAGGUGUGGACCGCCUCCCUCGGCCUCGGCUACGUUGGCUGUGUCAGGGACCUCUUCAUUGACGGACAGAGCCGCAACCUGUGGAGGCUGGCGGAGGUUCAGAGCGCCACAGGUGUCAGCAGCGUCUGCACUAGAGAGACUCACACACGGUGUGCCAAAGACACGUGUCCCAACGGCGGUCACUGCAGAGAAGGCUGGAACCGUCACAUUUGUGACUGCAAUGGCACUGGGUACCUCGGUCUGAGCUGUGAUAAGGAGGCCACCACGGUGAGCUAUGACGGCAGCAUGUAUCUGAAGGUGGUGCUGCCAAGGACGCUGCACACGGAGGCCGAGGACGUGUCCCUGCGCUUCAUGUCCCAGAGGGCCUUUGGGUUGCUGAUGGCCACCACGUCUCACCAGUCAGCGGACACCCUGCGUUUGGAGCUGGACGGAGGCAGAGUCAAACUCACUGUGAACCUGGAUUGUAUCAGGAUAGACUGUAAUCUCAGCAAGGGACCGGAGGUGCUCCUGGUUGGCGACAAGCUGAACGACAACGAGUGGCACGCAGUCAAGGUGGCACGGCGUGGGAAGAGUUUGCAGCUCUCUGUGGACAAUGUCACUGUGGAAGGCCAAAUGACCGGCGCCCACACUCGCCUGGAGUUCAACAACAUCGAGACGGGGAUCAUGUCAGAGCGGCGUUUCAUCUCGGUGGUGCCCUCCAACUUCAUUGGCCAUCUGCAGGCCCUCUCCUUCAACGGGAUGCUGUACCUGGACCAGUGCAAGAACGGAGACAUCUCCUUCUGCGAGCUGAAUGCUCGAUUCGGCAUGAGGCACAUCGUGGCCAAUCCUGUAACUUUUGUAACCCAAGCCAGCUACCUGGCCUUCUCUACGUUGCAGGCCUACGCUUCCAUGCAUCUGUUCUUCCAGUUCAAGACCACCAGCCCUGACGGCCUCAUCCUCUACAACACUGGAGAUGGCAGUGACUUCAUCAUGGUGGAGAUGGUGAAAGGGUACAUUCAUUACGUUUUUGACUUGGGAAAUGGGCCGUCACUAAUGAAGGGAAACUCUGACAAGCCGCUCAACGACAACCAGUGGCACAAUGUGGUGAUUUCCCGUGACAACAACAAUAUGCACAUCCUGAAGAUUGAUGCCCGCACUGUCACACAACACACCAACGGAGCACGCAACCUGGAUUUGAAAGGGGAGCUGUACGUUGGUGGUCUUGGGAAGAGCAUGUACAGCAGCCUGCCCAGGUUGAUAGCAUCACGGGAAGGAUUCAAGGGCUGCCUGGCAUCUGUGGACUUGAACGGAAGACUCCCCGACCUGCUGGCAGACGCCCUCUACAAGGUGGGGGAGGUGGAGAGAGGCUGCGGAGGUCCCAGCACCACCUGCACAGAGGACUCCUGCCACCACCAGGGAGUGUGUCUGCAGCUGUGGGAGGGCUUCUCCUGCGACUGCACCAUGACCACCUACGGGGGGCCGUUCUGCAGUGACCCUGGGACCACGUAUAUCUUUGGGAAAGGGGGCGCUCUCAUCACCUUCACCUGGGCUCCCAAUGAGCGGCCGAGCACCCGAGCCGACCGGUUGGCUGUGGGCUUCAGCUCCCAGCAGAAGGACGCCAUCUUGGUGCGAGUGGAGAGCACCCAUGGGCUCGGAGACUAUCUUCAGCUGCAUAUAGAUCAAGGGAAAAUCUGUGUCAUCUUCAAUGUGGGGACAGAUGACAUCACCAUCGACGAGCCUGCUGUCAUAGUAAAUGACGGCAAGUACCAUGUUGUACGCUUCACACGCAGUGGUGGCAAUGCCACUCUCCAGGUGGACAACCAUCCAGUCAUUGAGCGCUAUCCGCCAGGACACUAUGAUAAUGAACGACUGGCUAUUGCUAGACAAAGAAUCCCAUACAGACUUGGUCGGGUAGUUGACGAGUGGCUACUCGAUAAAGGGAGACAGUUGACAAUCUUUAACAGCCAGGCGGCCAUUAAAAUUGGCGGCAACGACAAGGGUCGGCCCUUCCAGGGUCAGAUUUCAGGGCUGUAUUACAAUGGUCUCCAGGUGCUCAAACUGGCAGCAGAAAAUGAUCCCAGCAUUCAGGUGGAUGGGAACCUGCGUCUGGUCGGGGACUCACUCUCUGUGCUGACCACCGACACAACGUCCGCCACACCGCUGGCAGUCUCCGAUAUGUCCACCACUAUCAUGGAAACCACCACCACUAUGGCCACCACCACCACCCGUAGGCAGCGAUCACCCAGCUUGAGAGAGAGCAUCUCAAAGCCCCAGAACUCCGAUGAUAUUUUGGUGGCUUCAGCCGAGUGCCCGAGUGACGAUGAGGACCUAGAGGAGUGUGAACCAGGAACAGGAGGUGAAUUAGUGUUGCCUAUUAUAACAGUGGAUUCCCUUGAGCCCCCAUCCAUCGCCACCCGUUACCCUGUCAUCCCUCCUCCCCCCACCCUCCUCUCCCCCCUUGAAACCACCAAAGAGUCCCUCAUGCUCCCUCCUCAUCCCUCCUGCCCCCCGGACCAGGAGGACUGCGGUGACCCUGUGGAGGUCUCGGCCUUCGGCUCUGGGGAGAUGACGGAAUCUGAUGACGAGGACUUUUACAAAAAUAACUCCCCCAUGGUCACUGACAGGACAGUCCUUCCUCCACCUCCCGCCGCCGGUGAGGGUGGAGUCCAGAAACCCCGCCCCCUACCUCCUUAUGUUCCCACCACCAACCCUGACCAGCUCCACAUCCCCGCAGGCAAAAUGAACACCCGUGACCAGGUGCUUCUGCCCCCUGCUCCUCCAUCCUCCCGAAACACACCAGGACUAACUUACCCUCCCAAUUUUCCCCAUGUGCCCACAGCCAAUCCCACAGUCUCUGAUGAAAAGAGCCAACCCGGUGCCGUGGAGGUGAUCAGGGAGGCCAGUAGCACCACGGGGAUGGUGGUGGGUAUCGUGGCUGCUGCUGCUCUCUGCAUUCUUAUCCUCCUCUAUGCCAUGUACAAGUACCGCAACCGGGAUGAGGGCUCCUACCAGACGGACCAGAGCCACAAUUUUGCCAACAAUUCCACUGUGGAUGGCAACGGAGCAGUCAAAGACAAAAGCACAGCAACGGCCUCUGUGGCCAAGGCAAUCACAAAGGGCAAAAAGAACAAAGACAAAGAAUACUACGUCUGA
This is a messenger RNA of Limanda limanda (common dab), 4920 nucleotides long. Its product is annotated as neurexin-2-like. The transcript is spliced from 21 exons. The record is from RefSeq and is a predicted model, not a curated record. NCBI's taxonomy places the organism in Eukaryota, Metazoa, Chordata, Actinopteri, Pleuronectiformes, Pleuronectidae. The coding region runs from base 1 to 4920 and encodes 1639 amino acids.